Rhododendron vialii is the source of this 1789-nucleotide messenger RNA. Its product is annotated as cytochrome P450 CYP94D108-like. Gene Ontology annotation, molecular function: iron ion binding; oxidoreductase activity, acting on paired donors, with incorporation or reduction of molecular oxygen; monooxygenase activity. NCBI's taxonomy places the organism in Eukaryota, Viridiplantae, Streptophyta, Magnoliopsida, Ericales, Ericaceae. The record is from RefSeq and is a predicted model, not a curated record. The transcript has 2 exons. The coding region runs from base 55 to 1569 and encodes 504 amino acids.
ACUUCAUCUCUAAUUAUAAGUUUAUAACCCCCCACCCCCACACACCCCAGCCCCAUGGACCUAUUCUCCCUCCUCUUCCUCUCCCUCUCCCUCCUCUCUCUCUCCAUCUACCUCCUCUUCCUCCGCCUAAACCCCAACCAACCCAAAAUCACCGGCUUCAAAUCCUACCCGCUACUCGGCACCCUACCCGAAUUCCUCAAAAACCGCCACCGCUUCCUCGACUGGACCACCGGGGUCCUCUCCGCCACCCCCUCCAACACCGCCGUCUUCCGCCGCCCCGGCAAAGUCCACGGCAUUAUAACGGCGAACCCGGCCAACGUGGAACACGUCCUCAAGACCAACUUCGAGAACUACCCGAAAGGCACCAAGUUCAUUUCCCUUCUAGAAGACUUCCUCGGCCGCGGCAUCUUCAACUCCGACGGCGACCUCUGGCGGGUCCAGCGCAAGACCGCCAGCUACGAGUUCAACACCAAGUCCCUCCGGAACUUCGUCAUCGACACCGCCACGGUCGAGAUACGGACCCGGUUGGUUCCGAUUCUGGAAAAGGUGGCAGAAUCGGGCCGGGUCCUGGACGUGCAGGACGUGUUGGAGCGGUUCGCGUUUGAUAAUAUAUGUAAGGUGGCGUUCAAUGUGGACCCGGGGUGUCUUGGCGGUGAUGGUACUGCUGGCGGUGAGUUCAUGCGGGCGUUUGAGGAGGCGGCCAAGCUCAGCUCUGGAAGGUUCAUGUACGCAUUCCACCAAUUGUACAAAAUAAAGAAGUAUUUCAACAUGGGUUCAGAGCGCAAACUCAUGAAAUCGAUAGCAACAGUUCACGAAUUCGCAGAUAAAAUCAUCAAGUCGAGAAUGGAAGAGAAAUCCGAAAACAAAGAUGAAGAUUUGCUCUCCCGGUUUAUCGGGACAGACAAGAUGUCGAUGGAGCUCCUCCGAGAUGUCGUCAUAAGCUUCAUUCUAGCCGGGCGCGACACGACGUCGUCUGCUCUCACCUGGUUCUUUUGGGUACUAGCUUCCAACCCAGAAGUGGAGAAGAAAAUCCUCAACGAGCUCGAAACGAUUAGAAACUGCAACGCGAAAUGUAUCGGCGAUACGUACAGCUUCGACGAGCUACGAGAGAUGCAUUAUCUCCAUGCGGCGAUAUCGGAGGCGAUGCGGCUUUACCCGCCGGUGCCUAUGGACACAAAGGCUUGCCUGGACGAUGACGUCAUGCCGGAUGGGACUUUCGUGUUGAAAGAUUGGUUCGUGACGUACCAUACAUACGCAAUGGGGAGAAUGGAGAGUAUUUGGGGGAGUGAUUGUUGUGAGUAUAAGCCAGACCGGUGGUUGGAAAACGGGACCGGAUUUUGCAGGCAAGAGAGCCCGUUUCAGUUUCCGGUUUUCCACGCGGGUCCGAGGAUGUGUCUGGGGAAGGACAUGGCGUAUAAUCAGAUGAAGUCAAUUGCAGCGUCGGUGAUGGAGAGGUUUGAGUUCGAUGUACAGGGUGACAAGGAGACGAGUCCAGAGCAUUUGUUGUCUUUGACUCUUCGGAUGAAAGGGGGGUUGCCUGUGAAGGUAAGGGAAAGAUGUAUUGGUUAAUUAAGUUUUGAGUAGUACUAAUGUAGAAGUGUUUGAUUAUUACAGGGCUGGAUUAAUGUAGUCUAUGGGUUGAGGAGGCGGCCUAGCCCCUCCAGUCUAUUAGUUUAUUGGUAGUUAGUUAGUAGUAUUUGCUUGUGUAUGCCUGUGUACCGAAGCCCAAUUUUCAAUCGAGCUGCCUAGAAAAUUGAGGAAAAUUUAAGUGGUAGUUUCUUUUUUCGAA